GUGCGGACGUGCCGCUGCGCCGGGAUCACGGAAAGAAGAAGAGAGGGAGUAGGUGGCAUGGAGCCCCCGAGAGACAGUAAAGGUAGGCCGCGGUGACACAGUGCUUGCUGCUCACCAUGCCGGGGAUCGUUGUAUUCCGCCGGCGCUGGUCUGUGGGCAGCGAUGAUUUGGUGCUGCCAGGAAUCUUCCUUUUUGUACUACACAGCACCUGGUUUGUAAUCCUCUCUGUGGUCCUCUUUGGUCUGACAUAUAACCCCCAUGAAACAUGUUCCUUGAACCUGGUGGAUCAUGGACGUGGGUACCUGGGCAUUCUGCUCAGCUGCAUGAUCGCAGAGGUAGCCAUCAUCUGGCUGAGCAUGAGAGGAGGAAUUCUGUACACUGAGCCCAGGGACUCCAUGCAGUAUGUGUUAUACGUGCGGCUUGCUAUUCUGGUGAUUGAGUUUGUUUACGCAAUCGUGGGGAUUGUCUGGCUUGCUCAGUAUUACACAUCCUGCAAUGAUGUCACAGCAAAGAAUGUUACACUUGGGAUGGUGGUAUGUAACUGGGUGGUCAUACUCAGUGUCUGCAUCACGGUACUUUGUGUAUUCGAUCCAACCGGAAGAACAUUUGUGAAGCUACGAGCAACAAAGAGAAGGCAAAGGAAUUUGCGCACAUACAACUUGCGGCACCGUCUGGAAGAAGGCCAAGCCAGCAGCUGGACCCGUCGUCUGAAAGUCUUCCUGUGCUGCACUCGCACUAAGGACUCUCAGUCUGAUGCCUAUUCAGAGAUUGCCUAUUUGUUUGCUGAGUUUUUUCGAGAUCUGGAUAUCGUCCCUUCGGAUAUAAUUGCGGGGUUAGUCCUGUUACGCCAGAGUCAAAGGGCAAAAAGGAAUGCAGUACUGGAUGAGGCUAAUAAUGACAUAUUGGCCUUCCUAUCUGGCAUGCCAGUCACCCGGAAAACAAAAUAUCUGGAUCUCAAAAAUACUCAAGAGAUGCAACGCUACAAGGAGGUUUGUUAUUACAUGCUCUUUGCACUGGCAGCUUAUGGCUGGCCCAUGUACCUCAUUAGAAAGCCAACAUGUGGCAUCUGUCGAUUGGCGGGUGCAUGCUCUUGCUGCUGCCCUUGCUCUUCCCGUCCUCGCUUUGCCCCUGGAGUUACCAUUGAGGAGGACAACUGCUGUGGUUGCAAUGCAAUUGCUAUAAAGCGUCAUUUUCUGGAUGAGAACAUGAACAUGGUGGACAUUGUGUAUACGUCAUGUCAUGAUGCGGUUUACGAAACCCCAUUCUUUGUGGCUGUAGAUCAUGACAAGAAGAAAGUGGUGAUAAGUAUACGUGGAACACUCUCUCCAAAGGAUGCCUUGACAGACCUCACAGGGGAUGCAGAGCGCCUACCAGUGGAAGGACACCAUGGAACAUGGUUAGGCCACAAGGGGAUGGUUUUGUCUGCUGAAUACAUUAAGAAGAAGUUGGAGCAAGAAAUGGUUCUUUCCCAAGCAUUUGGCCGAGAUCUGGGACGUGGAACUAAACAUUACGGUCUAAUUGUGGUGGGACACUCUCUUGGAGCUGGAACUGCUGCCAUUCUUUCUUUCCUCCUGCGCCCGCAGUACCCUUCCCUAAAGUGUUUUGCAUACUCUCCACCAGGGGGCCUCCUAAGCGAGGAUGCCAUGGAAUAUUCCAAGGAGUUUGUGACAUCCGUAGUGCUUGGCAAAGACUUGGUUCCUAGAAUUGGGUUAUCUCAGCUUGAAGGUUUCCGCAGGCAUCUUCUAGAUGUUCUGCAGAGGAGCAACAAGCCAAAGUGGCGGAUCAUCCUGGGGGGUACAAAGUGUAUACCUAAAUCAGAACUUCCUGAUGAGUCUGAGGGGAUACCUGUGCCCAACAACCGUCUCUGGACUCACCCUAGUGAUCUGACCAUAGCAUUGUCUGCCAGCACGCCACUUUACCCACCUGGACGGAUCAUUCAUGUUGUGCACAACCAUCCCGAGGAGCGAUGCUGUUUCUGGGAUCAAGAGGAACCGACAUACUUUGCCAUUUGGGGGGACAACAAAGCAUUUGAGGAAGUGAUCAUCUCUCCAGCCAUGCUACAUGAACAUCUCCCUCAUGUGGUGAUGGAAGGACUCAAUAAGGUUCUGGAGAAUUAUAACAAGGGCAAGACAGCUCUGCUCUCUGCUGCUAAGGUGAUGGUUAGUCCAACAGAAGUUGACCUAAACCCUGAGCUGAUCUUCCACCAACCUCCCCAUCUGCCUCCUCCCACCCUGGAGGUGAUACCUGCCAUCAUGCCUGGCACAAAUGCCAACAGGAGGAACAGCAGCACCAAGAGUAAACAAUCUGAGAUUAGUCUCGAAGGAUUUUAUGACUCUCGACUUCUGUCCCCAAUAUUGAAGGAUCCUGUUGAGUUAUUGUUGAUGAGCACUAAGGACUGCCUGGCAGUUUCUCUGCAGGACCGGAGAGCACCACUGGCUACAAUGGAGAGCCUGUCAGACAAUGAGUCCGUAUACAGUUUUGAUUCAAGACGUUCCUCAGGGUUCCGAAGCAUUCGUGGCUCCCCUAGUUUAAGAGCCGUCCUGGAACGUGAUGAGUCUCACUGCUUUUUCAUUGAUCCUACCAUUCCAGAGGAGAACCCAUCCCUAAGCUCCCGCACAGAGCUUUUGGCAGCAGACGCCCUUUCUAAACAUUCGCAGGAGAGCCAACAUACUGAAAUUGUUCAUAACAGUGGUCGGUCAUCUCCAGGAGACCUGCCACCCUGGGAGGAAGAAAUAGUAGCAGGAGCAGAGACAACCAGGGUGCAAACCCCCGCCCAGGAGGAGCUGUCUUUACAAAAUGGCCGUCUCACAGAGGUACCCAGUCCACAAGUAUUAGAGUUUGCAGAAUUUAUAGACAGUCUAUUUAAUCUGGACAGUAAAAGUGGGUCUCUGCAAGACCUCUACAAUAUGAUGGUGGCAGAAGGAACAGACCGUGAAAUGGCCAAGUCAGUUAGCGAUCAAGAAAUACUUCUAAGAGCACAGUUUGAGCCAAAUCUGGUGCCGAAGCCUCCUCGCCUCUUUGCUGGCUCAGCUGAUCCAUCCUCGGGCAUAUCUGUGUCUGCCUCUUUUCCUCUCAGCUCUUCGGGUGAGCUCAUGGACUUGACACCCACAGGGAUGAGCAGCCAGGAGUGCUUGACGCCCGAUCCCAUACGGACUGCCAGUCCCACAGGGCCUAAACAUGCUAAACAGGAAGAACUGCUUAUUUCUGCUCUCUAGCAGAACGCACAGAGAACAUUAGGUAGAAUAUAUAUGGAGGGAAUGCAGCUUUAGGAAUAGAAAUCUGCCAGGCUACUGUAGGAAGAGAUAUGCCAGAGCUUAGUUAGCAGAUGUGAUUGAGAUGGCAGAGAUAGCUGCCAUGCUACCAUUAGGGUUUAUGCCAAUGGUACCAAUAUUUUGCAAACCAUGCGGCAGCUAAAAGGUAUGUUGGAACCUUUGAGAAGAUCAUAAACCAAGGAAAGUGAAUGGUUGCACUAAGAAGAUGCCACCACAUGGCAGUCUUGCAUGGCUUCUACUUUACCAGCCAAGGCUUUGUGCCAAUCUGUGUCAUUGGUCUGUUGGAAUGUUGACGUUUAUAAGAAAACUGAGCGGGCUUUUAGGGUCGCUCUACCACUGUUUGCCCUCGGGCAUCUAGAUAAGGCCAUAUUUCUACCUUUUGCUCUACAAAAGCAUAGUUACACUACAG
Messenger RNA from Nanorana parkeri, 3681 nucleotides. It is a transcript of the gene DAGLA, whose product is annotated as diacylglycerol lipase alpha. Lineage: Eukaryota; Metazoa; Chordata; Amphibia; Anura; Dicroglossidae. Gene Ontology annotation, cellular component: dendrite membrane; postsynaptic membrane. The record is from RefSeq and is a predicted model, not a curated record. Bases 117 to 3215 code for a protein of 1032 amino acids. The transcript is spliced from 20 exons. Gene Ontology annotation, biological process: lipid metabolic process.